Messenger RNA from Caenorhabditis bovis, 1197 nucleotides. Lineage: Eukaryota; Metazoa; Nematoda; Chromadorea; Rhabditida; Rhabditidae. The record is from the annotation of a GenBank genome assembly.
AUGUCGUUGCCGUCGUCGUCGUCGUCGUCGUCGUCGCUCAGCGAGGCGACAUGCGACGCGCUAACUCAUCAUCUCGUCGCGAUUCUCAUGUCGAUGUCUGAAUUGUGCGCGAGACUCGCGCGAUUCAUCGCCGGCGACACGCGACGAUGCGAGCGGCUCGCCGCCAACGCGGGAACCCUAAUGUCUUCUGUUGGCUCCAAGCAGGCUCUUUUGAUAGCUCUUGGCGGAAUUUCGAUUGCCGCGCUUUUUGUUUGGUAUUAUAAAGCGAAACGCGAGAAAGACAAAAGGAGGAAUCAUUUGUUCAAAGCGUUGAAUGGAAACGCUGCAAAUCAUCAGACGUACGAGCCGAAUGAGAUACGUGCUCAAGCUGGAGUCGGCGAGCCGGAAAUUUGCGACGGUGAGACUUCUGAAGUCGUUGACGUCGAAAUGGAGCCAUUGAUUGAGGAAAAAGAAGAUGAUAAUGCUGAAGUGGAUGAUAAUGCUGAAGUGGAAGAAGAGGUUGUGGUCGUCGAAAUUGAGGCAAAAGCGGACGAGCCGGAGCAGCCGGUUGUGGAGCACGAGAGCUCGAAUCAGCAGCAAAACGAGACGGCUGCUGAAGAGGAGCCUGUGAAGAAGGUGAAGAUCGAGCCGAUUCAGACGAGUGCCCCACCACAGCAGAAUAGCAAAAUGCCAAAGAAAAAGUCGUUUGAGAAUGAGCAGAUUCCGGAGGAGCCGACGCCCACGAAAAUCAUCAGCGAGCCGCUCACAUUGGACAUUUUUGCGCACAUGUCGCCGGCGUCGUUCUCGUGGAGCGAGGAAAUGGAAAAAUGCAGCGAAGAGGAGUUUCAGCGAUUCGAUUCGAGCGACAUGGAACCGUCGCCAGCUUCUCCAUCGCAUCAGCAUCAGCAUCAGCCGAAUAAUAAUCAGCAGCAGCAGCAUCAACAGCAAUCGCAGAAUAGACGAAAGAAUGAAAAGAGUCGAAAGCAACGUGGAUCGACAUUAAAUCAGACGAAGAAGUCGCAGAGGCGACUCAAUCGAAAUGACGAUUCGGAUUCGAAGAGAUCAAAUGGAUUCGUCAUUGAGGAGCCAAAAUUGGAGGAGCCGGCUCCACCAGCGCGCGAACAACAACAGCAACAGGAGUCGGAGAUUCGCGAAGACGUCGAACAGUAUGAGAAGAGCGACUCGCCGGGAGUUGAGAGUCAGAAUAGCGAGGUUUGA